GAGAGCGGGCGCGAUGCCGGUCCAUUCGAGGGAGAAGAAAGAAAACAACCACGAUGAUAUGGAGGUGGACUACGGGGAGAAUGAGGGCAGCAGCUCCGAGGAAGAGGAGUCCGAGAGCUCGUCCGUCUCCGAGGAGGGGGACAGCUCAGAAAUGGAUGAUGAAGAUUGUGAAAGAAGAAGAAUGGAGUGUUUAGAUGAGAUGUCUGACCUUGAAAAACAGUUUACAGAUCUCAAAGAUCAACUUUACAAAGAGAGGUUAAGCCAAGUGGAUGCAAAGCUACAGGAAGUCAUUGCAGGAAAGGCACCAGAGUACUUGGAACCAUUGGCAGCUCUGCAAGAAAACAUGCAAAUCCGAACAAAAGUGGCGGGUAUCUACAGAGAACUCUGCUUGGAAUCCGUGAAAAACAAGUAUGAAUGUGAAAUCCAGGCUUCCCGGCAGCAUUGUGAGAGUGAAAAGCUCUUGUUGUAUGAUACUGUUCAGAGUGAAUUAGAAGAGAAAAUCAGACGACUUGAAGAAGACCGACAUAGUAUUGACAUUACCUCAGAGUUAUGGAAUGAUGAACUUCAGUCUAGGAAAAAAAGAAAGGAUCUAUUUAGUCCAGAGAAGAAAAAACCGGUUGUUGUAUCGGGGCCCUAUAUUGUGUAUAUGCUACAAGAUCUUGAUAUACUUGAAGACUGGACAACAAUAAGGAAGGCAAUGGCUACAUUGGGACCACAUAGAGUGAAAGCAGAACCACCUGUCAAGUUGGAAAAACACCUACACAGCACACGAUCUGAGGAAGGAAAACUCUAUUAUAAUGGGGAAUGGUAUGGACGUGGACAGACAAUAUGUAUUGAUAGGAAAGAUGAAUGCCCUACAAGUGCUAUAAUUACAACAAUUAACCAUGAUGAAGUGUGGUUUAAGAGGUCUGAUGGAAGCAAAUCCAAACUAUAUAUUUCCCAACUACAAAAAGGAAAAUAUUCCAUCAGACAUAAUCACAACUGACUAUUAAACUAACCAGACAGUGUUAGCCUGCUUGAAGUGUCAUAAGAUGGAAAAUGUAUUUACUAUGUGCUCUCAUCUAUCUUUGUGGCUGUAUCUGUGUAUUUUUAGUAGUACAAGUAAUCUUCAUGCAGACAUUUUAGAAUAGGUAACACAUAAUCAUGUUGAACAUGACAUUUUGCCUCUAAUUUGCGUUCAAUGCGUGACACAGAAAAUAGCUUUGGAUUGCCUGGAAUUCAUGGUUAAGACUGCAGUCCUAUAAAGCUUUGUGCAUGCAUGAACUAGAAUUGUGCAUAGUGGUACAAGGCACUUUUAUUUAUAU
Messenger RNA from Protobothrops mucrosquamatus (brown spotted pit viper), 1304 nucleotides. It is a transcript of the gene BRMS1L, whose product is annotated as BRMS1 like transcriptional repressor. Gene Ontology annotation, cellular component: Sin3-type complex. Gene Ontology annotation, molecular function: histone deacetylase binding. Gene Ontology annotation, biological process: negative regulation of transcription by RNA polymerase II. Lineage: Eukaryota; Metazoa; Chordata; Lepidosauria; Squamata; Viperidae. The coding region runs from base 14 to 985 and encodes 323 amino acids. The record is from RefSeq and is a predicted model, not a curated record. The transcript has 10 exons.